ACCUCUCAAACCGCGCCUCUACUCUCGCGUGACUUCACUGUUUAGCUCGUAGCAGCGGAGCUAUCGGCGGCGCUCUGUUUUAACGGAACCCACUUUCGGCUUUAUUUGCUCUAAAAUCGUACAUUUCUCAUUAUUGGUUUGCAGCGCGUUAGCAUCAGGUUAGCACGAGUGGCUAACGGAAGGAAGGAAGGAGGGACCAGACUAGGCACGCUACAUCGGCCGCUUUUCUCUUCUUCUUUCUCGAAACGAAACCACAUCUGGACCGAAGCAAACGUGGAAAGGAGUGAAACAAACCAUCAGCCAUGUCUAAACCAGAGUCUCCCAUAAAGUCCAGAUCCAAGUCCAGAUCCAGAUCCAGAUCUUACUCCAGGUCCCACUCCAGGAGCCGGUCCAGAUCCAGGUCCAGGAAGCGCCGCUACAGGUCAGUUAACUCCAGGUCACGUUCCCGCUCCUACUCUCCGUCCUACAGGAACUAUCCGUCCAGGGACUACCAGAACAACCGCGGAGGCUACAAUCGUGGAUACAACCGCGGCUACCGGAGGCCCUUCCACUACCGGGGCCGUAACCGCGGAUACCACCACCGCGGGGGGCACUACCAAAACCGUGGGGGCGGGUAUGGGUACAAGUCCAACUGGCAGGGAGGCGGCUGGCACGACAAAGACCACAGCCCGCGCAGAGGCCGCUCUCGCUCCCGCUCCAGGAAGAGAUCUGGGAGCAGGUCCAGGAGCAGGUACUCAGACCGCUCCUCCUCCAGAGGCUCCAGGAGGUCCAGAAGAUCCAGGUCCUACUCAUCCAGGUCUCGGUCAUCGUCUCACCACCGCAAAGGUAAAACUGUGAAGGACCAUAAGAAGCCGGCAGAGUCUCCAGGGGCCAAACCUGGACCGGAGGGCAGUGCCAUCGAGAAGGCCUCAGGAGGAAAGUGGAUCGACUAUGAGACCAGCCCGAAACCCUCCAGCCCUGACAGAGCACAGGCUGCUGCUAAGAAGGAAGACUCUGGCGUAGAGAACAAGGGCCCAGGGUCUGGGGGUCCCAUGUGGAGGACCAUAGGCUCUGUGUCUCCGCCCAAACCGUCACCUCCGGCAGCCGCUCAGACCGCCGCGUUCGGAGGAUUCGGAUUCUUCUCAAAGGAGGAGGCUUCCCCUAGUGACAAAGCAGGAAUAUCAGCCGCCUUCAAGAAAUUUUUGGCUGAAAAUAAAGGUAAAAAAGAGGAGGAUGCCGCAGAUGUGGACAAAGCUAAGGGAGAUCUGUACAGCUCGUUCAGUGAGAAGGACGACAAAGAGCUGCCCUUCUUCGACGCCGGAGAAGAGGAGUUCCUCAAGGCUCACGUUUUAAAAGACGACGAGGAGGAGGGAGGGGUGAAGAGCAGCAUCUCCGCCCGAGAACUGUUUGGGAAGUGGGGGGAUGAGCCAGCUUAUCCCACCGCCUACCCCAUCAAAGACAAGGCUCGCAGAGACCCAGAUGAGCCAGAGGGGGCACCAGAGGAGGAGCCCUACCGCCGCAAACACAAGAAGGAGGAGAAGAAGAAGAAAGAGAAGAAGGAGAAGAGGAGGAGCCCGUCCCCGAGAGAGAAAGAGCGCCCCCUGUUCCCCGGAGCUUUCCCUGCACGCGCAGACUCCCCUCCCAGACUGGCUGCCUCCAGAGAAGAGUUUGAACAGAAAGUGAGCUCCAUGGGGCUGGACGAACUACCCAGGGACGUGAUUCCAUCAAAGAAAGACGCAGAGUUCCGCUCCAUUUUCCAGCACAUCCAGGGGAGCCGCCGCAGCCCCUCGGAGCUGUUCGCUCAGCACCUGGUGUCCAUCGUGCACUACAUCAAAGCUCAGCACUUCCCGUCUGCAGACAUGUCUCUGAGUGAGAGGUUUGCUCUGUACCAAAAGAAAGCCGAGGAGGCAGAACUGAUGAAGCCGCGAAAGAGCCCCGAGAUACACAGGAGAAUUGACGUGUCGCCCAGUGCGUUUAAGCGUCACUCCAGUCUGUUUGAGGAGGUGGAGGAGAGCGGAUUUAAGGAGACAGGUAAAAAGUUCAAAGGAGACGUGAUGGACUUGCGCUUGGACAUUGAGCGCAGAAAGAGAUUGUCUGGAAAAGGGCGCAGUCCUGGAGGCAGCCGGGAGAGGUCCUCGGAGAAGGCCGGGAAACACCACAAGAAAUCCAAAAAAGCAAAGAAGAAGCGUGACCGCUCGCCCUCCUCCUCUUCAUCCUCCUCCUCUCCCUCCCCUUACCCUCCUCCGUACAGGGGCAAAGAGUACAGCGAGGGCCCUAUGGAGCACCCAGAGGAGGGCUACCCCCACCAGAGGUACCCCCCUCACGGCUACGGCCCCGGGGACAACCGCGGGCCCCGAGAGUACGAGGGCCACGGCAUGGACCGAGGACGAGGGAGAGGAUUUUUUCCCCGAGUUCGAGGCCGAGGCUGGAACAGGGGCAACUACCAGGGCAACAGUAGUAAUGGAAACCCAGCCAACAUGAACCCACAACAGCGCCCCCCAGAGGAAGAGUGGGACCCAGAGUAUACACCCAAGAGCCGCAAGUACUACCUGCACGAUGACCGCGACGGAGAGAAGACGUGGGUGGACAACCGCGGACGAGGAAGAGGAGCGUUCCCAAACCGCAGAGGAAGAUUCGUUUACCGUAAAGGAGGAGCCGGAGGAACCAGCCCCAAGUGGACCCACGACAUGUACCAGGGCGGAGAGGAGGGAGAGAUACACGACGAAGGCUGUGAUGACAAGGGCCCGGGAGACAGCAAACCAUAGACCCGACCUGGGACGAGACCGGACCUGGACUAAACUAGACCUGGACUAAACUAGACCCACGACAUGUACCAGGGUAGAAGAGGGACAGAUUCACGAUGAAGGCUGCAACAGGAAAGGCCAGGAGGACGACAAACCAUAGAUCUGACUGAGAACUAGACUGGAGACGAGACAAAACCUAGGACUAGACCAGGUUUAAGAGUCUAGACCAGACCAGGGACUAAACCAGGUUUGAACAACUCCAGUGGUUUAAUAUGGAGUUAUUCUAGUAGCGCUGGACACCAAUUCAACUUAACACAUGAAUUUAUAUGUCAAAACUUCUGUCAAAUCAGAAAAAUGUUGAGAAUCCCCCUAAAACCUGUAUCAUAAGAGAUUAUUCACUGCACCUGGUUUGAGACACUGUACAAAACUGCCUUGUAGACAUUUUGAAGCUGUGCACAUUUUAAGUCCAGUUAUGAUGAGGAGUAAUAGAAUUGAAACGCAAAAUGACAAAUCACUCACCACAGCAGAGCCACGUGACACUCUCCAACAAGAAAUGUACAGAAAGGCAAAGAACAUAUUAGAAUCCCCAUCGAAUGUUGCUUGUUGGAGUCAUCUCUAUUUUUUUUUCCUUUUUUUUUGUGAUCUUGGGCCUUGAUCAGAGAAAAAAAAAGUAAAAUUUUUGGUGGAUUUGUUUUGCAGAUUUGCAGAUAGAAUCAGUUUAUUUAUGAUGCCAGAAUACCGUAUUUUCCACACUAUAGGGCGCUCUGGAUUAUAAAGCGCACUGUCAAUGAAUGGUCUAUUUUCAAAUUUUUUUCACAUAUAAACAGCACCAGACUAUAAGGCGCAUUAAACAAAACACAACAGUUAGAUAAGUCAGUCAAACUUUAUUUAACAUGUUCACAAUAACUCUCAUCUUUGUUCAGUUGUAACAUGUAAAAAAAAUACUGUCUGAGAUGCUUGUUAGAGUAUUCACAAGUUGAUACUGAUCCUUAGCCCAGGCGCCUACCAUCCAUCAGCAGAUCGGUGGCGCAAGUGGCUCGGCGCUGUCUCUCUGUCUUGGUGAAUGUGUGUUCUCCUUUUCUCAUCCACUGCUCCCACGCAGCUCACACUUUCACUUUAUAACAGCCUUGAGUUUAAAGUGGGCGUUGUAAGUGUGUCUCUUGACAGGUGCAUUUUGAUAUUAAAAGGAAUCACAGUAUGUAUUACUCCUGAUGCUCCUGACUACGGGAGCCGUAAUACUUCAAUUGGAGUGGCUUUUGUACUUUACUAAAGUUGUACUAAGACAUCCCAAUAAAUUAAUAUAUAAGGUGCUCUGGAUUAUAAGGUGCACAGUUGUUUGAUUAAAUUAAAGGCUUUUAAGUGCGCCCUAUAGUGUGGAAAAUACGGUCAAUUUGACAUUAAAAACAUAAUACAAAAAAUAUUGCUCACAUAUGCAAUUCCACUUAAAAUGUGGACAAUUUAUUAUAAUUAACUCUGUAAUCACCUUAAAAAAUAUCAAUUAUUCAAGCCAAUAUAAUUAAUAGCUAGGACUAGACCAGGACUAAACAGAAGAACUAAGUAAACUCUUUCAAAAUUAUAAUUCGAUUAGAGUUGUUAUAAUUCAAAAAUACACUGAGAAAACAUUGCAUUGUUACUAUAAACGGGGGUGCCUCUCCACAGAUCUGACUUGAAAGUUGGCCUGGUGGUGACAAUCUCCACUCCAAGGCAAAAAAAGUAAAAUGUCUUGUCAAAAUCAAGAACAAAUUUGAAGGUUAGACGUAGAUAUUUUUCAAAUUUACUGCCAAAUAUUAGAUUUUCAUGUGAAGGUGUAAGUGUUUUUUGUCACACUUUCCCUUGGAAAAACAUCUCCAUAUUAUCUGUCCAUCUCAAAUCUUCUUAACAAACUCACUCAAAAAAACUUGAAUAAUUCAGCUUUAAAAUGUCACUUUUGGCCCAUUCCUGUGUCCAGUCAGACCGCUCGCGCUGAUCUCCAUGGUAAAUCCUGUGCAUGUUCGUAACCUUCAGUUCAAAAUGUGAAGACUCAAAGCUAUAACUGGUUUUUGCUUACACUUUGUAUCUCAUAGGUCUGUCUUCUGCGAUUUACUUUUGACUUUUAUGAAAAAUAGUAACACAAAUGAAGAUAAAAUAUUGUACAAAUGAAAAGAAACGGCUCCUUUGUUGAAACCACUGUUGGACGCGUCGUGUGAGCGCGGGACGAGCCAGAGGUGUGGGUGUUUUAAACAAAUGUUGGUGAUUGUUGACAGUGCUGCUCUGUAAAUGUAAACGGCAUGUUACUGUAGAAUCCUUUAGUUUGACACUUUUUUACGUCGACCGCUUUCAAAGUACUCGUCUUUUAAUUUUCAAUAAACUUUCUUUGAUUUGA
Molecule: messenger RNA, 5085 nt
Organism: Boleophthalmus pectinirostris (great blue-spotted mudskipper)
Lineage: Eukaryota; Metazoa; Chordata; Actinopteri; Gobiiformes; Gobiidae
Gene: thrap3b
Product: thyroid hormone receptor associated protein 3b
Exons: 15
Coding region: 303-2744 (813 amino acids)
Biological process (GO): mRNA processing; positive regulation of transcription by RNA polymerase II
Cellular component (GO): exon-exon junction complex; mediator complex
Molecular function (GO): mRNA binding; transcription coregulator activity; DNA binding
Source: RefSeq, a predicted model, not a curated record